This is a messenger RNA of Vespula pensylvanica (western yellowjacket), 2775 nucleotides long. RefSeq names its product heparan sulfate 2-O-sulfotransferase pipe (gene pip). The coding region runs from base 1036 to 2085 and encodes 349 amino acids. Gene Ontology annotation, cellular component: membrane. Lineage: Eukaryota; Metazoa; Arthropoda; Insecta; Hymenoptera; Vespidae. The transcript is spliced from 8 exons. Gene Ontology annotation, molecular function: sulfotransferase activity. The record is from RefSeq and is a predicted model, not a curated record.
AAAGAUAAGUUUCAUCUGGUCUCGUCCUUGUAUAAAUAAUGAUAAUCAUUUUUUUUUAGAAACAGUCUAAGUAACUGUUUGAGAGAAUAUGUGUAAGAUGAGUAAUAUUCGUACCGUCUAUGUCUGUCUCUAUUUUCUUUUUUGGUUUCUUCGAAGAAGAAAAAUGUUAUUCACCCUCGUGCGUAAAAAUCGUAAAAAUCGUAAAAAUGCGUAAUUAAAUAACCGAGCAAAAUUUAUAUCACAAAGAAAAAGAACUUUCUAUGUAAAGAUCAUUGAAAAAAAGAAAGGACCGGACGAGGAAAGCGAAAGUCGAUGAGAUAAAUUGAGGGAAUACGAUGGAUUCGAUCAAUUCCUCGUGCGUUAAUCGCGUGUAACAAGGUUGUCAUUAGCGGAGCUCUCGGUGCUUUUCUGCAUGCCUGACUUUUGGCAUAAUUGUCGACUAUCGCGAAAUCAUGCAACCUGCUCGUUAUCAAUUUUACGGGAGCUUGAAGAAUCAAAUUUCCUUUGCAUUCUUUGACUCGAAAACGAUAACGUGCAUAUUGUUAAAUAUUAUAAUAAUAAUUAAACUUUAAAUGCAUAGUAUAUAAUAUGUCGUUAUAAAGUUACUUGGUUAUAAAUAAUAUAUAACGUAUCUAUAAUAUCAAAAAAUAAGGAGGAAGAGAAGAAAGGAGUGAAGGCGAAGGAAAGAGGUGAAAUCGGAAUGCACAUCGAAUGGUAACAUCAGGCUGUUAUUUUUUCAUAACAGCCAAGCUGUUUACAAGGCAUGCGACAAGCGUGUCGGUCUACUGCAUUUCGAGUCCUCUUCUUCCUUCUCGCGUCUGAUCGCGAGACCUAGAUAACUAUCUCGGACUAGCCGCUAUAUUUCAAAGAUAUACAAGCGAACCACUGUUUACCGUGCGCGCAGGCUCUCGCUACAAUAAAAGGAGCGGCUACGAGCAAGAUCAACGAACUAUCGAGCUUAUCGCCCUGGUGGCUAUCUCUUCUACGCUUUUUCUUUUUUUACACACGAGAGAGCUUCACUCGCGUCUUCGAAAAAUGGAGGUACGUUUGCAGCCGGCCGAGGAUGAGCUUUUCUCGGGUAAACAACUUUUUUCUGAAGGAGUUCAAACGGAAUCUACACAGAGCGGGAACGAUCAUUAUUCGAGCUUACAGCACGUUAGAGAGAAGUACGAAGAAGCGGACCUUCUCGAUGUCGAUGGGCUGAACAACACAAAGGAAGCUGAGAGAUUGGUGCUUUUCUUUAAUCGUGUACCGAAAGUUGGUUCCCAGACGUUCAUGGAACUAUUAAGAAGGCUUUCCAUGAGGAACGGCUUUUCCUUCAAUAGAGAUCGCGUUCAAAAAGUCGAAACGAUACGUCUCAUCCCGAUCGAACAGCUUCAACUUGCCAGAGUGGUUAGCAGUUUUCCCGAACCAUCGGUCUAUGUGAAACACGUGUGCUUCACGAAUUUUACCAAAUUCAAUUUACCGAAACCAAUUUACAUAAACGUAGUUCGAGAUCCAAUUGAAAGAGUUAUAUCUUGGUAUUACUACGUUAGAGCACCCUGGUAUUACGUCGAGAGAAAGCAAAUUUUCCCCGAUUUACCCUUACCCGAUCCGAAUUGGCUGAAGAAAGACUUCGAGACGUGUGUAUUGAAGGAGGACCGCGAAUGUCACUAUCUGGAGGGAGAAAUACACGAAGGUAUUGGUGAUCAUCGUAGACAGACACUUUUCUUUUGCGGACACAGCGAAAAGUGCACUCCUUUCAACACGGUGGGAGCCUUAGAACGUGCCAAGCUUGCAGUCGAGAAACAUUAUGCGGUCGUUGGUGUCCUCGAAGAUGUGAACACUACCCUUACUGUUCUGGAGAAUUACAUACCUCGAUUUUUCCGAGGUGCCACUCAAGUCUAUCACGAUCAAACGAACGCUUUCACAAGUAUCAACCGAAAUUUUUUCAAGCCAUCGGUGAGUGAAGAAGUAAAGGAUAUCGUUCGUAGAAAUUUUACUCGUGAGAUCGAAUUUUAUCAGUUUUGCAAGCAACGACUGUACAGACAAUUGAGAGCGUUAAAAUUGACCAACACUGAUUUCACAAUGAAUAAUCGUUUGUAAGGAAGAGAACAAAAUUAUUCUUUCUCUUUGCUUUUGAUAAAUUUUCUCACUGAAAAGGGAUAACAACAGGUUCGAUUUAGUUUCUUUCUUUGUUUUUAAGAAAAGACACACAAACGACCAACAACUGGUCAUAAAUCAGAAAUGAUAUUUACGAAUGCUAGCCAUAUACGUAAAUACUUUUGUUUUUUCUUUUUUUUUUCUUUUUUUUUUAUAAUACAUAUGUAUAUAACUACUUUUCUGUUCCAUGGUUAUAUCUCGUUGUCGUUUUACUUACAACUUGUCUCGUUCGAUUUGUCCAACUUUUCACUUCUUUCGAAUCUCGAAUAUUUUCGAGUCGUGAAUAUGGUUGUGCAAAUGUGUGUGUGUGCGUGUGUGUGGAUCAAGUAAUACAUAUUUAUUAGAACUUGCCGUAAGAGUUCGUGAAAGGCUUGCUUGAUACCUCGAUUUCCAUUAGAACGAUCUCGACAAGAAUUCGCUUGAUUUGUUAUCGUAUAAAUCUUAUUGUUAGAAAAUGUUUCCUAGUUGACACCUUCACCGACCACAAAAAUUUUUUAUGGUGAAUUUGUCAAAGACUGACAAAGAAGAAUUAUCGUAAUCAGCAAUUAGUUGAAAGUUUCAAAACUUUACAGGGUAACUUUUGAUGAUUUAUUGAGAAAUGAUGAUUAUAAACGACAUUUGUACUAUUACUAA